GGAGUGAAGUAAACAAAGCAAAGCGGGAAGGGGAAGGUAGUCGGAAGCGUUAGUCAAAUCAAAUCAAAAAAGCUCACUGCAGCGCGCAGCCACCAUUCUCUACGUAUACACAUCUUUCUUUCAGCGUAACCCUUCUCUUCGGGGUGAUUCUAUCUACGAGUGUCUGCCAUGGCCGAAUCGACAGCCAUCUCCCCCUCCUCUCCGUGGUGGUGGACGCAUUGCAGCGUCGCGGAGGCCGCGGAGCCGCUCGACCCGACCGCCGACGACGCCGCAGCAGCCGCCCUCGCCUCUAUCACAGCCCAAACCGCACAGCACACUCUUGCCCAUGCCGAACUGCUGUGUGCGUACCUUGCGUCCACGCACGCCGACACCGCGUCUGCCGCGGCGGACAUCUACGCCCAGCUCAAGUUGGACGCGGUGCUCGUCCCGCUGCUGUGUCAGCUGCGCAAGGCGAUGGCGCAGGCCUGGGAGGAGCGCGCGGCGGAGCAGGCGGAGGCGGCCGCCGCGGAAGGGGCAGCGCCGCCUCUCCCUAACGCAUCGAGCAACAACAUCAGUAGCAACGGUGUCGCCACCUCCUUCUCCUCUCCCUCUUCCUCCCCUCUGCCGCCUGCGGCUACGCAAGAGUCCGUGGUGGCCGCUGCCUGCGCUGAUCCGGUGCUGCUGCGUCGCCUGCGUGUUCUCCAGCAGCAGAUUUAUGUUGCUUUUUUCAAGGCGGUUCUGCGCGGGCUGACAAGUGGGGUCCGCUCCGCUGUGGCGCUUUACGAGACGGAGGCGGUCGUUUUCGAUGGCGUGGCCCGCGGCGUGGCGUUGCUGCUGGACGGGUUCUGUGCUCAGCUAAUGGAAGCUGCCACGACGAUGCGUGCUACUGCGAACGCACCGACGCCCACAUCUGCCUCAUCCGAGGAGGUCCAGAACGCUCGUCGUGGCCAUCGCUCCUCCAACUCUUUUGCUUCCGCGUCGUCCUUUGGUACUGCUGCUGGUGCUCAUGUCGGCAGCUCGGCAAACGACUGGCUCACCGGCAUGAUGCCGCUGUACGUGCGGGCUGCUGAGCGAAGUGCACAGGUGGUCGGGGGCGAAACGGACACCGCGGAGGCGCCUGCACCGGCACGUCCGCCUAUUCCCUCUCCUUCGCUGUGUCUUGUAAGCUACGUGGGGGUGUUCCUCCAGGGUGCGGGUCUGCAGCUGCUCCCGUCUGAGCAAGCAGCACAGCUUCCUCUGUUCACCGCAAUCGUCCACCGGGUUGCUCUAGCUCAGUUGAAGCAGCGGUGUGCGGCUGCCAUGACAGACGUGACCGAAGCAGCAGCAGCGACAGUGUUGUCUGCUUCCUCUACCUCGCUGCCUCCGUCAUCAGAUAAAGGCAGCCAAAGCGCAGCUGCCGCGGUCGCCCACAUCAAGUCCGCGAGCCUAUUUCUUCAGCACCUCACUGACGCACAACUGUACAGCGAAGAGCACGGCACGGAGAUGGAGGACGACGACUGCACGACGCUGUUUCGCGCCCCGCCAUUCAACCCACCACGUUCCGUGACAGGCACCGAACAACCAGCAGGUAGUGGAGCCGCAGUAGUCGACUACAGUGUUGCCUCUCUGGCAGCCUUGACCACGUAUCAGGCGUGCAGUCAAAUUCUGUCACAUCUAGAGAAGUGGUGGACGUUGUGUCGCCGCCUUCUCGCGCAGGCCCGCGCCGAAGCGGGUGUACAAGCCGCCAGCGCAGGCGAGCACGACGAGGGGAAGGAAGAGCAGGAAGCGAACCCGUCGCAGACGGAGCUCGCACAGGGUGCGGCGCUGCUCAAGGAGGCGGAGGAUGCCUGGCUGCUCCUGCGCCGGCACGCCAUGACCGCCUCCGUGAUUCUCAGCAACUACGCAGAGACGACGCUGCUGCUUGCGCCUUUCGCCGCUCUUCUGACACGGCUCUUUUACUCGCCGUCUGGCGAUGAUGAAGCAACGGCGGCGGUGUCGCAGGGGGCGUGGAAGGCGUGCAUUCGCGAGUUGCACCACGUGACUCGAACCAUUUACAGCUGCAGCGACAGCAGUGGCCACGGAGCCGGAGCGUCACGAGGCUCAACCGGAGUAGCAGCAGCAUCCGCAGUGUCCGCACGACCACUCCGACCGCGCUACCGCAACGUGGGCAACUACACAUUUGCCGUGGCAAGUUACUUGCGUGUCCCGACGGUGCUGUCGGACGCUGCGGGUCGCUCCGUCCUGAGCACGACGGAGAACGCACACCCGACCUGCAGUGCCGAUGUCACGCCCAAGGUGCUCCCGCUUGCCUUUUCGUUGCUGCAUCAGCCGUUGACAGUGCUGAGGGACCGCGUGUGGCACAUGCUGAUCACCCCGGGUGUGGUCAACUUGCAGCUGAAGGUGGACACGAUUGUGGGCGAGAAGGGCAGUGUGGCCGACAGAUCGACGUCUUCACCAGCAGCAGCAGCAGCGAACGCUGCUGCGACCUCGAGCAUCGACGGGUCCAGUGCCUCCACCUCCACCGCCGUCGCCGCCUCCGCUACCUCUGCGCGUGCCAGAGCAGCAAGCGAUCAACCCAUGACGGCUGCCGAAAUCGUGGAGCUGUGCUUCCCGCGUCAUUACAGGCUGCUGCAUGCCAUGGAUCUCGCUAUGCAGUACUGCGUCUCGCGCGCACAGGAGCUGGCCGAAGCAGCGGCGGCAACAGCAGCAGCGGACGCGUGGGUGCCCGCCGGCUCCCUUCCCUCUCUCUUCGCCCAAUUCUUUGGCGCGGCGCUGGACGAGGCUUUUAUUGCGCAGAUGCGUAGUGACAACGACGAGGUGUGCGGGAGUGAGGUGCUGAUGUUCUACGCCGCUGUCUUUCGAACGCUGCCGCGUGACGCCCUCUCGUCCUUGCGGGCGGCCCUCUCCACCUUCCUCGGACACGCCGGGGUGCAUUUGCUCGAGUACAUCCGCUACCACAUUGUGGAUCAGCAGCGGUACGGAUUCGCCGCCUUCUUUCUGCCGCCGCUGCGUGCCCUCGGCCUGGACUACAGCACCGUGGAGGACACCGACAUCAGUCUCGCUCUGGCCGCCAAUCCCCCUCACGCACACGCGAUGGCCUACGCCUGGGAGCUGCCGCGCCUCUUCUUCUGGAAGCACGACAGCACGCCAGCUGCCGAGGUGGCGUGGAGCGCGCACGGGGCGGCGCAGCAGUACCUGUGUGAGCUGAUGACCCAAGAGCCGCCCGUCACGCCUGCCUUCAUGAAGAUCCUGGCAGAGGCCAGCGAAGUGGCGCACAGGCGGUGCUACCGUAAAGCGGGGGACAAUGGGGCGAAGAGGGCCGCGGCCUCCACCGCGAAAGCGGCGGCCACGGAUGCCAUGACGGCGGUGUUUUUGGCUUUCUGUCGCUGGUGCGCCGUGCAGCUCUCCGCCUUGGCCGCGACGCCGUCUCCCUCCUCCGCGGUGCCGCGCGCGUCGAUCAGCGCCGCGCUGGCGACGCUGAUAGGGGCGUCGCAGCGAGCCGCGGCAGCAACGGCAGCCCAAACGCACCCUGUGCUGGUGGCGUUGCAUGCCCAGCUGCGAGAGGCCAUCGAUGAGGCAGACGAGGAGCAAGCAGAGCCGUCCACGUUCUCCUCGCGUGUGGUGGCGUGGUUCUGGACGUGCUCGUACGACGCCGUCGCGCCAGCGCACCUGCAGAGCUGUGCACGACGUCUGCUGCGCGACUUCUCCGUCCAGUUUGGCCAGCGCGCGCCCAUCAAGACAGUGCUGGGCAUUCGUGCGAUGGUGGAGCAGCAGCUGAAAGCGGACGAAGUCGCGGCGUCGGCGGUGGCGCUGCGGAAGUUGAAGCAGGCGAUGGAGGAAGAUGUGAAGGAGCUGCUGGAGUGCCAGCAGAAGCACGAGAAACAACAGGAGGAGGCGAGGGAGACGGUGGAAGACGGGGGCGAGAACGCGGUGAAGGAUGAGACGCCCGCCGCAGACGACGCCCCUCAAAUGCAGGACGACAAGACCGUCGAAAGCGCGGAGCUGGCACCGCCCAGCAGCGCAGCGUCGGCAGCGCUGCAGACAACAGCAGCAGCGCCUGUGCUGGCACCAGCGGAGCUGCGCGGCUACGUGGAUCAGCUUCUCACCGCCCUCGUCACGCGGGCGCAGCUGUCGCCGGUGGACGGCGCCAUCAGCGCCGCCGUCCUCGGCCUCUUUCUUCAGGCCCUCAGUGACUCGCAACUGCCCAUUCAGAUGUCCGCGCAAGAUCGUCAGCGCAUGUGCGAGCGCUUCGUCUUCACCGUGACCAGCACGAUACCGGACCUGACGCGUGCAGAGACGCUGUCCAGUGCCUGCAGCCUUCACCUUGUGUUCGAGAACACUGUUUUUCCGUUCAAGAAGAGCUUUCUCGAGACGACUCCGUCGCUGCGUGCCUUUCAUGGGUCUCUGUCCGACAACGAAUCGGAUGCUUUCAAGUUGGUGCAGCACACCCUCGGCGACGUCCUCACCGCCUUUCAGAAGUGCCAGUCGAGUGACGGCACUCUGGUGUCGCUGUCGGGCUGGAAGGCCGUCUUGUUGCUCGAGCAGACGGCUCCUUUCCUUUUGCUGGUGCGCAGCCUGCUGGAGAAGGUGCGGGUGUCGAUCCGCAAGGCGGUGUUGAAGAAGAGAAGCCCCUGUGUGGAGUUGCUGCACCUGCAGCUGACGCGCAUGGAGAAGGAGGCGGUGCGGGAGGGCCGCAACGUGGCGGACGAUGUCCUUCACCUCUUUACUCAUCAUCCACCGCCGUCUCCCGUCUCGGCGGCAGCAACUACCGCGCUGCGCAACAGUAGCAGCUCCACAAGGGCGAUCCGAUCGACACCUCCAACGGCGGCGGCGGCCGCCUCUCCUUCUACCGUCAAGCGCGAAGCGACCGGCGCGGUGCCGACGAGUACGGCGAGAGGCUCCCCGAAGAGGCCACGCGGUGGACGUCGUGUGCGAGAGGAGGAGCUCAGGCGUGCGGCGCGGCAGCGAAACGCAGCAGCGGCGCCGGGAAACGGCAGCAGCGGCAGUGAACGCAGGAGGCGCGACGAGGGGGGCGAUGGUGACGGACGGCGCAACAGCGAGCGCAAGCGGGAGCGGGAAGACGACACGGGCAACGACGGCCGCAGAGACACGAAGUCAGACCGUGGAAGUUCAAGGCGCGGUGGCGACGGUCGCCCCGGUCGUUCUGGCCGCCAUCGUCGUUAG
Messenger RNA from Leptomonas pyrrhocoris, 5142 nucleotides. RefSeq lists its product as hypothetical. Bases 169 to 5142 code for a protein of 1657 amino acids. The record is from RefSeq and is a predicted model, not a curated record. The transcript has a single exon. NCBI's taxonomy places the organism in Eukaryota, Euglenozoa, Kinetoplastea, Trypanosomatida, Trypanosomatidae.